Molecule: messenger RNA, 1673 nt
Organism: Chenopodium quinoa (quinoa)
Lineage: Eukaryota; Viridiplantae; Streptophyta; Magnoliopsida; Caryophyllales; Amaranthaceae
Product: ADP,ATP carrier protein 1, mitochondrial-like
Exons: 4
Coding region: 184-1344 (386 amino acids)
Biological process (GO): mitochondrial ADP transmembrane transport; mitochondrial ATP transmembrane transport
Cellular component (GO): mitochondrial inner membrane
Molecular function (GO): ATP:ADP antiporter activity
Source: RefSeq, a predicted model, not a curated record
CCAUUUUUCUGGUCUAAACCGAUUUAUGAACACCCCUACCAGCCCUAUACCAAUUUGCCAUAGAAAGAAAGAAAAGGGUUGCCAACUUUCUAAAGCAAACUAUGCUCGCACAAUGGUACUGCUCUACUCAUAGUCUCAUACUCCAUUUUUGUGAGACUCCACUCCUCUUCUUGAUCCUUCUAAAUGUCAAGAUCAGACUUAAAACAGGCAACACUUUCAUCUGAAAUGGCAGAUAGGUGUGAACAUACUUCUAUGUUCCCAGAUUUGCAUUGGUUGUAUCACUCUCCUAGAUCUUCUCACAUUCUUGGCAGCACCAUUGUAGCUCAAAAUUUUCUCAGAGAUCCCGCCCUGUUGGUACAUAGAAAUUUAUUACAACCAUCCCCAAACAUAUCUUCCUCUUCUGUGAUUACUCCAAAGAAGCAAGUACACCCAAGGGAACAAAAUCCUGGGUCGUAUGCUAUCCUGCAAGGAAUGUCUCAGCUUAUUUCAGCCUCAGCUGUGGCUCCUAUUGAACGGGUCUAUAGCCUGAUGCAAUGUCAGAAUGAGAUGCUAAAAUAUGGUCGUCUUUCGACUCCUUACAAAGGAAUGAUGGAUUGCUUUAGCAGAACAAUAAAAAAUGAAGGUGUCCUUUCUCUUUGGCGGGGUAACAGUAUGAAUGUGAUCACACCCUUGACAAUUGAGGCCUCCAUGUUUGCUUUUGUCCAUUUAAGGCGUAAUAGUACCUUAUUCAAGGAGGUUCAUGAACCACCUUUGUGGUUUCUAUCUCUUGGUGGAAUGUUGGUACUACUGCUUUGUUAUCCAUUGGAUUUUACCCGAAUCCGCCUUGCAAAUGAUGUCAAAGCUGCUCAAGUACAUUUUUCUUUGGAUUCUUCUGGCAAAAACAUCAGCAAUGCCAUUGGCAAUUGGAAUUUCAAUGGUGUUUUUGACGUUUUUAAGAAGACAAUGCAAUUGGAAGGCAUAGUUGGUUUUUACCGUGGAUACACUGCUGCAUGCGUUGGUGUUUUUGCAUACCAGGCCUCAACUGUGUUUAAAUCUCACUACAGAGAAAAACUAACAAAGGAAAAACAUACGUAUUCAGCCAGGAUUGCACCUAUCAUUUUCAUGGGUCUUCCUGUGAUAUUUUACCCUAUGCUUACUAUCCGCCAUAGAAUGAUGAUGACCUCUGGCGAAGUAACCAAGUACAAGGGUGCUGUGGACGCGGUUUGUCAAAUUGUCAAACGCGAAGGAGCUUCUUCCUUGUUUAAGGGUUUGAGUGCAUAUGUGGUCUAUUGCUGUGCUAAAGAUGCCAUUGUUCUUGCUUUCAUUUACUUGGCGUACUCUAGAAUUGAUAACCUUAGAAAAUGAUGUCGAGCUAAACUCUAGAAUGUGCCCAGUAGUUUUUUGUUUAAGCAUUAGCUUGUUUUUCCAGUUGUUACUUGGCUAGAUUGUUAACCCUUAGGAUAAUUUUCAUCCAUGUACUAGCAAUUUUACUAACCUUAUUCAUGAGUUGUUUUUCAAAAUAAAUUAAUCAGUUGAUUAAAGGAGCUGAGUAUGAUGAAAAAAUGUUGGUCUUAAUCAAUUAAAGCAAUUUAGUUAUCAUUCCUCUCACUUUGUUUGCUGAUGGAACCAUGAAUAUUUUGCCCUGCACUCUAAAAUUCUUUGUUGUAGUAGCUCUAUAAUAGAGUUUGUCAAAG